This is a messenger RNA of Mercenaria mercenaria, 693 nucleotides long. RefSeq names its product heat shock 70 kDa protein 12A-like. The coding region runs from base 1 to 693 and encodes 230 amino acids. The transcript has a single exon. Lineage: Eukaryota; Metazoa; Mollusca; Bivalvia; Venerida; Veneridae. The record is from RefSeq and is a predicted model, not a curated record.
AUGAAAUUUGGCGUAGAAGUUUUUAGGACUCUUUUUGACGAAUCUUUGUCAAAAACUAUUCAACAUAUUGAAAAACUCCUCCGCGACCUAGCUGUCUCUGACCUAAGAGCAAUAUUGAUGGUAGGUGGCUUUUCAGAUUCCCCGAUGCUGCAAGAGAAGGUGAAAUUCUCAUUUCCAAAUAUCGAUGUCAUAAUACCCGCAGAAGCUUCAUAUUCUAUAUUGAGAGGUGCACUUAUCUUCGGACAUAGUCCAAAAGCUAUCUCUGAAAGAGUGCUGAAGUACACAUAUGGUGUGGAAAUGUUAACUCCUUUUAUUAAAGGCAGGCAUCCCGAAAGUAAGCGAGUAAUGAUGGAUUCUGGACCCAAAUGCAAACAUGUCUUCCAUAAGCAUGUCGAAAGAAACCAAGUUGUCAAAGUUGGAGAUGCCCAGGUCACUCAGUCCUAUCAUCCCGUGAAUUGGGACCAGACAGCAAUCAGUUUUCCUGUGUAUGCGUCUGAGUUGAAAGAUCCGCAGUACACAGAUGUCGGGUGCAAAUAUGUAGGAGAAAUGUUAGUGAACCUGCCUGAUCACGACGGGGACUUCAGUCGUGAAGUAAAGCUUUCCCUUACUUUUAGCGGGACAGAGAUUGAGGUGAUAGGCGUAGAUGAAAAAACAGGAGAGGAGACAAAAGCUUCAAUUAACUUUUUAGGAUAG